UUUCAGAAACAAGGAGAAAAAAGCAGACGAAUGCCAUAAAGUGAGUCACCUGGAAUUUUACAACAUGUUCACUCAGUCUUAUAAAAGCCAGUUUUCUUGGGCUACAAGACAUUGAGGGCUAGAGACUUGCUUCUUCAAAGCUAGUUUGGAAGCUCUAUCAUGAAUCACUUGAAGAUCUUCUUGGGUAUUUUGAUGCUGUGGUCAUGCAGCGUUGCCAAUCCGCUAAUCAAAACCCAGUCUGCACUAUCCUUCACCAAGGACCUGAAAUUCAUACAGGCUUACCUUGAUCGUUUUUUCCCACAAAUUGAUCAAUCAAUAAAGCUAACCUUAGAAGAACGGAUCAAAAAAAUGCAAAGGUUCUUCCGUUUGGCUGUAAGUGGGAAGGUAGAUUCCGAAACCAUUAAAGUAAUGGAACAGCCCAGGUGUGGAGUACCAGAUGUCUUGGACUAUAGGAGAAUUCCAGGAGCACCGAAAUGGAAUAAAAAUAUAUUGACAUACAGGAUUAACAACUACACCCCUGACAUGCCAAAAAACCAGGUGGACAGAGCCAUAGCAAAUGCGCUGAAAGUAUGGAGUGAUGUGACUCCCCUACAGUUUAGAAAAAUCGAUGGACCUGCUGAUAUUGAAAUUCUUUUCGGAUAUAAUGAACAUGGUGACAACAUUCCUUUUGAUGGAAGAGGUGGAGUCCUGGCACAUGCUUUUGCUCCUGGAUCAAGAAUAGGGGGUGAUGCGCACUUUGAUGAGGCUGAGACCUGGUCAGAAACCAAUAAAGUAAUAAAUCUCUUCCUUGUUGCUGCCCAUGAAUUUGGACAUUCCCUCGGACUAGCUCACUCUGAUGUCCCUGAAGCCUUGAUGUAUCCUACCUACUCCUACACGAAUCCAAACAUUUUUCGUCUUCCAAAUGAUGAUCGUCGAGGAAUUCAGAGUAUCUAUGGAAGGAGGAGGAAUUUUGGGAAAAAAUAGAACAGCUGUAUUGAAACCCUUUUAGUUCUUCUUCAGUGGAGGUCUAAGAUUGAGCAGCUGUCUGUCUGUCUGAGAUUCUCUACUGAUCCCUACACUGAACAGGGGGUUGAACUGGAUGACCUCAAGGGUGCCUUCCAAGAUUUUACCUAUGCAAACUCACAAGGAUUCGUGAAAUUUUGAAGCAAGAAUCGUGAACGACAAUAUUGUGAACUGUAAUAAUAAAGACUGAACGAAUGAUUCUAA
Molecule: messenger RNA, 1206 nt
Organism: Ahaetulla prasina
Lineage: Eukaryota; Metazoa; Chordata; Lepidosauria; Squamata; Colubridae
Product: matrix metalloproteinase-20-like
Exons: 6
Coding region: 160-963 (267 amino acids)
Biological process (GO): collagen catabolic process; extracellular matrix organization; proteolysis
Cellular component (GO): extracellular matrix
Molecular function (GO): metalloendopeptidase activity; zinc ion binding
Source: RefSeq, a predicted model, not a curated record